AUGGGCUCCAGCUCCUCCUCCUAUGCCCCAAAAACCAUUUACCUGGAUGUGGACGGGAAAGUGCAAAAGGUGGUGUUCAGUCGGCACUGCAGCCCAUGUGACAUCAAGGAGCUUCUGUGUUCCUCAUCUAACAUUCCCAGGAACACUGCCAUCAUGAUGGUGGAUCCAGAAGGUGCCAUGGUCUCCAUAGAUCCCACUAUGCCCACCAAUUCUCCAAACUCAUUGUACAAAGUUGUCCCUCUGUCUACUGGCCAACUUGGAGAGAAGGAGGACAUGUUUCAGAACGUGUUGUCCCAGGUGGCGGAGCAGUUCAGCAGAGCCUUUCGCAUCAACGAGUUGAAGACUGAGGUCACCAACAGGCUAGCAAUGCUGGAAAAGAGAGUGGAAUUGGAGGGCUUGAAGGUGGUGGAGAUUGAGAAGUGUAAAAAUGAUCUGAAGAAGCUAAGGGAUGAGAUGACUUCAAGAGGUGGUGGCAGAGUAAACUGUCCAUGCAAAUACAACUUCUCAGACGACGGAAAGAAGGUCACUCCCAGACGAGAUGUCCCCAAUUACCCAAAGUACACACUGUCUCAGGAGACUGUUGAGGCGCUCAAGAAGCCAACAUUUGAUGUCUGGCACUGGGAGCACAAUGAGAUGCUGAGUUGUUUGGAGUAUAUGUACCAUGACUUGGGGCUGGUGAAGGAAUUCAACAUGAACCCCAUCACACUUAAACGCUGGCUGUUGGCGAUUCAGGAGAACUACCGCAACAACCCUUUCCACAACUUUCGCCACUGCUUCUGCGUUAGUCAGAUGAUGUAUGGCAUGAUUCACCUCUGCAACCUACAGGAGAAGCUGACUCUCACCGAUAUGGGAAUUCUAAUGACAGCUGCAGUGUGUCAUGACCUGGACCACCCUGGCUACAACAACACGUAUCAAAUCAAUGCCCGCACUGAGCUGGCAGUGCGUUACAAUGACAUAUCUCCGCUGGAGAAUCAUCACUGUGCUGUGGCCUUCCAGAUCCUUUCUCUUCCCGAGUGCAAUAUAUUUGCAAAUGUGGACCCUGAGGCAUUCAAACAGAUCCGACAGGCAAUUAUCACCCUCAUUCUCGCAACGGACAUGGCCAGACACGGGGAGAUACUAGACUCCUUUAAGCAAAAAGUGGACAACUUUGACUUCACCAACGAAGAGCAUGUGACAUGUCUGAAGAUGGUUUUGAUCAAGUGCUGUGAUAUUUCCAACGAAGUGAGACCAACUGAGGUGGCUGAGCCAUGGGUGGACUGCCUAUUGGAGGAGUACUUCAUGCAGAGUGACAGAGAGAAGUCUGAGGGUCUGCCUGUGGCCCCCUUCAUGGACAGAGAUAAAGUCACCAAGCCCACUGCUCAGAUUGGAUUCAUCAAGUUUGUCCUCAUCCCAAUGUUUGAGACUGUCAUGAAGCUUUUCCCUCAGAUUGAGGAGAUCAUGGUUCAACCUUUGAGAGACUCACGUGACCACUAUGAGGAGCUGAAACAGAUUGAUGAUGCCAUGACAGAGGCACAGAAGAAAAAAACUGAAAAUAUGUCAUUAGGCGGGAAGAAGAAGUAAGCUCCGCAGUGAGUGAGUGCAGUGGUAUCUGUG
Micropterus dolomieu (smallmouth bass) is the source of this 1593-nucleotide messenger RNA. It is a transcript of the gene pde9ac, whose product is annotated as phosphodiesterase 9ac. The record is from RefSeq and is a predicted model, not a curated record. The transcript is spliced from 18 exons. Gene Ontology annotation, molecular function: 3',5'-cyclic-GMP phosphodiesterase activity. Gene Ontology annotation, biological process: cGMP catabolic process. NCBI's taxonomy places the organism in Eukaryota, Metazoa, Chordata, Actinopteri, Centrarchiformes, Centrarchidae. Bases 1 to 1560 code for a protein of 519 amino acids.